GGUCUCAUUUAGAUUAGUAACAAAGUCUUACUGUUGUGCAGUUAUCUCUAUAGUCUAUAUAGGUUUUGUUGUUGUAUCGGAUAUACUUUGUGCAUUUAUUAAUUAACAUCAUGGCUAAAAUUCUAUUUUUGAUGUCCAUAAUGCUUCUAAGUUGUUACUUAACGGAACAAGCAAAAUUAUCACGUGAUAAUAUGAUCCAAACAAACAUAGAAACUAAUACAUUGAAGGCUCUAGACAAUAUUGAUCUGAACUCAGCAAAAGAAGAACAUUUGAUGUUGUUGGGAAAAAGAGGAGUUGCAGCCACUUUUAAAUCAAAAUUGCUGUACAAAACCCGUGAUCCCAGGUACGUAGCAUACGGCAAAAUUUCCAAGGAAUUUGACGCAAGAAAACACUGGUCCCAAUGCAAAACGAUUGGUGAAGUCUACAAUGAUGGAAACUCCGACCUUUCUUGGGCUUAUGCCACCACCGGUGCAUUCGCAGACAGAAUGUGCGUAGCAACUAACGGAAGUUACAAUCAACUCCUAUCCACCGAACAGUUAAUUUCCUGCAGUGGUAUAAAAUCUAAUGCCAUGGCUGAUGACCAGGCUUGGAAAUUUUUCAAAAAACAGGGCUUGGUCUCUGGUGGCAAAUACAAUACGAACGAUGGAUGUCAACCUUCCAAAAUUCCACCAAUUUUUAACCUACCAAAAAAAAUUUACAACCGUACAUGCGACAACUUCUGUUACGGUAACAGCUUAAUUGAUUACAACCAUGAUCACGUAAAAGUAAGCUACACCUAUCACGUAUUAUACAAAAAUAUUCAAAGGGAAGUGCAAACAUACGGUCCAGUAUCGGCAUAUUUCUCUUUAUACGAUGACCUUUUUCUUUACACAAGUGGUGUUUACGCAAGAACUGAAAAAUCUAAAUUUGUACGAUAUCAAUCUGCCAAGUUAAUUGGAUGGGGAGUCGAAAAUGGUGUAGACUAUUGGUUGUUAGUCAACUCUUGGGGCAAUGAAUGGGGACAGAAUGGACUUUUCAAAAUCAAAAGAGGCACAGAUGAAUGCCAAUUCGGUCGUCAUACUUAUGCAGGUGUACCCAAAAUGUAAUAAUAUUUUCUUAUAAAAUAAUAAAAUUUGUCAUAUUAAACCAACUUGUUUCAAUAUUCAAAUGCUUACAAACAAAUUAUUUAACUGUAUUUAUUAAUAUAAUUUUGUUUUCUUCGUUUAUACUAUUAUUUUUACAAUAAUAAAACUUUUAUUACAUUUUA
Acyrthosiphon pisum (pea aphid) is the source of this 1246-nucleotide messenger RNA. RefSeq names its product cathepsin B-like cysteine proteinase 3. Gene Ontology annotation, molecular function: cysteine-type peptidase activity. The record is from RefSeq and is a predicted model, not a curated record. The transcript is spliced from 6 exons. Gene Ontology annotation, biological process: proteolysis. Bases 111 to 1085 code for a protein of 324 amino acids. NCBI's taxonomy places the organism in Eukaryota, Metazoa, Arthropoda, Insecta, Hemiptera, Aphididae.